CCUUUUCACUUUUUACAUAACCUUAUUUGAAGUUAACCUACAAAUUUUAUAUCACGAUUAUAUUUUUUAAAAUAUUUCUUAAAUUAAAAGGGUGCUUAUAUUUAAAUUACAGAUAUGGAUAACUUAUCUAGUUUAACAGGAGCCCAGAAAGAUGAACUUAUGGACCAAGUUAAACAACAAAUAGCAGUUGCAAACGCUCAAGAACUUUUGACGAAAAUGACUGAGAAAUGUUUUAAAAAAUGUAUAUCUAAACCAGGAACAUCUUUAGAUAGCUCUGAACAGAAAUGUGUCGCAAUGUGUAUGGAUAGGUAUAUGGAUUCGUGGAAUCUUGUUUCUAAAGCUUAUAGUAUGAGAAUUCAACGAGAAAGAACACAUUUGUAAGGCAUUUAAACUGUACAAAAUAAAAUGUUAAUCUGUUUUGUAAUCUUAGUCAUUUUUACUUACAUUAAGUAUUGUAUAUAGGCAUAUUUUAUUAUUUGCCUCCUUGUUUUAUUUAAUAUUAGCGAAUUUAAAUAAAUUUACAAUGUAUGA
This is a messenger RNA of Sitophilus oryzae (rice weevil), 531 nucleotides long. RefSeq names its product mitochondrial import inner membrane translocase subunit Tim13. The transcript has 3 exons. The coding region runs from base 115 to 381 and encodes 88 amino acids. NCBI's taxonomy places the organism in Eukaryota, Metazoa, Arthropoda, Insecta, Coleoptera, Curculionidae. The record is from RefSeq and is a predicted model, not a curated record.